GGCGGAGCCCGCGUGUCCCGAUCGCCGCUCCGGGCACCGGGGAGCGCGGGCCCGCCGGCCGCGGGCGGCACCAUGCUGCUGUUCGUGGAGGAAGGGGUCUGGAGGAGGGAAAAUUUCCCUUUCUGGUGAAAGGGGACUGGAGCAUUAUGACAGUCAAGUCUUUAAAAGCUUAUGAGUUCCCAGAGUCCUUGCCGAGUAGCCGCUGCCUCCGCUGAUGUUGUCGGAUGUCAAUAAAGAGAGGUUGAAGGCAACACUUCUAAUGGAGCAGGUAACAUCGAAAGGUGCUGGCUUGAACCCCAACGCAAAAGUGUGGCAAGAGGUGCCCCAGGGCAGUGGUGAGGCCCUGCCCCCCACCAAUGGCACAGAGCACACGUGGCAGGAGACAGCAGCAGCCCAGGGGACACCAGCUGAGGGUAACAUAGAGAUCUCAGAGGACAGCUGCAAGCAGUAUGAAGUGAUGUAUUCCCCAUCCUGUGAAGCCACAAGGAAUGGCACAGGAGUUGAGGCAGCAGCAAAUGGAAUUGUCCUGGCAACUGAAGAUCUGGGAUACCAAAUCUAUGAAGUGUCUGGUGAUGGCAGCUCCACUGUGUCCACAGAAGACAUUAGAGAAUGUUUGAGAAAACAGCUUGAGUUCUGCUUCUCACGAGAGAAUCUUUCAAAGGAUCUCUACCUGAUGUCUCAGAUGGACAGUGAUCAGUUUGUUCCAAUAUGGACAAUUGCCAACAUGGAAGGGAUUAAGAAGCUGACAACGGAUAUGGACCUUAUUCUUGAAGUUUUGAGAUCUUCUCCAAUGGUACAAGUGGAUGAAAGGGGGGAGAAAGUCAGACCAAACCACAAACGAUGUAUUAUCAUUCUCCGUGAGAUCCCUGAAACAACACCUAUCGAGGAGGUGAAGGCUCUGUUCAAGAAUGAGAACUGCCCCAAGGUGAUAAGCUGUGAGUUUGCUCACAACAACAACUGGUACGUUACAUUCCAGUCCGACACAGACGCGCAACAGGCAUUCAAAUACUUAAGGGAAGAAGUGAAAACCUUUCAGGGCAAGCCAGUAAUGGCCAGGAUAAAAGCCAUCAACACAUUUUUUGCUAAGAAUGGUUACCGGGUGGUGGAUUCCAGUGUGUAUCCCCAGCCUGUGCAGACCCAAGCCCAGUUUGCCUCCCCCCUGUUUAUGCAGCCUGUAUAUAGCCCUCAGCAGUACUCCAUUUACAGCAUCGUGCCUCAGACCUGGUCUCCAAAUCCUGCACCUUACUUUGAGACACCACUGGCCCCGUUUCCCAACGGUGGAUUUGUGAAUGGCUUUAAUACACCAGGAUCAUAUAAAACAAAUGCUGCUUCUCUGAGUAUAGGUCGCCCAUUCCACAGGAAUAGGGUGAAGCCUCAUUUCCGCUCCUCCAGCAGCUCAGAGCACCCUGAGGGGCCACCCGGUGCUGGUGCCCUGCCCAUGGGGGACCUGAGCAGAACCAGCUCCAGGAAUUUUGUCAUGGAGAGACACAACAACUCCUUGACUGGGCACCAAGAGCCAGGGUAUUCCCAGAAGGAUUCUCCCACGGCACAGCUGGAGCAGAACGGCGACUACGGCGUCGGCAGGGGCAGGAGGAACGUCUUCAGAGGUCGGAGGAGACGGGAGGACGACCGAGUUUCAAGACCUCAGCCUUCAGCAGAAACAAAGACUCAGACACCAAAGUUUGACUUGCUUGCAUCCAAUUUCCCACCUUUGCCUGGCAGCACAGCAAAAAUUCUGGGAGAGCCUGUGCUGGAGAGCAGGAUGUCCGACAUUGUUAAAGGAGUCUGCAAAGAGAAGGAGAGCAAAGAGUCCCCGUCCCCCUGCCCGGCUCCUGCUGCGGACGAACCAGCGCCCAGCGCUGCCCAAGCGCCCGCGCCCAGCAUCAGCUCCCCGAGCCAGCCUGAGCCUGUGCUGCUGAGCACGGUUCAGCCAGAGAGCAAACCAGAAGAAGUGUCAGCUCCGAAGGAUGUGGCCAGCCCAGCUUCUCCACCUGCAUCCAUCUGUCCUGUGAGUGCUGCAAAGGCACCCAGGACAAACAGCUCCUCACCUGCUGCUCCAGCAAGUGCAGCUCCUGCCCUGUCAGUGCAGGAGCCUCGCAAGCUCAGCUACGCCGAAGUUUGCCAGAAGCCCCCAAAGGAGCCACCCCCAGUCCCUGUCCAGCCUCUGAGGGAACAGCGCACCAACAUCGUUCCCCCUGCCAAAAACGAGGAGAAUGGCACAGGGGAGAAGGCUCAGGAGAAGGUUCCUCACGAGAGGCCUGAAGGAAGAAUGAAGGAUUUCUCCGGGUUCCGCGGCAGCGCAGCUCCCAGGGGAGCUGCUGGGAGAAUCAGGGAAAAUCAGAGGCGCCAGUUUGGACGCAGAUCUUCGCCUCAGGGAGCGCCACGCCGCGUGGGCAAGGAGCAGUUCGUGGGCAAGGAGCAGCAAUUCGUGGGCAAGGAGCAGCAGUUCAUGGGCAAGGAGCAGUACAAGGAGCAAUUCGUGGGCAAGGAGCAGCAGUUCAUGGGCAAGGAGCAGUACAAGGAGCAAUUCGUGGGCAAGGAGCAGCAGUCUGUGGGCAAGGAGCAGUACAAGGAGCAGUACAAGGAGCAGUUUGUGCCACCCCGGUCACCAAAGUAACGCUGGGCCAGCCAAUGAUUCUCUGUUCAACUUGAGCUGUGGACUAAAGAGCAGCAGAGAGACUUGAGGAGGGAAGGAUUCGGGAAGGGGAAUACUGAACUGGAGCGUGGCUUGUGUGGAGAAGUUGUGGAGGGUCCCAAAAUUCAUCUCUAAAAGUGAUUUCAUAAAUGCUGGAGGAUUCCAAUCACUAUAAAUAUAGAGAUUAUAAUUUUUGUAUUUUUGUUUUUAAUUUGCAGAGGGUUUCCUGCUUGAAAUCAGCUUUGGGAUUGUGAAAGUAGCGUUUUGACAAAGUGGAAGAAUAUGAGUUGACAAAUUAACCUGUCCCUCGGUGUAGGAGGAAGAGGAUAAGAGAAUAUUAUUUUUGGAAAAUGAGCAUUUCUGUAAAAUUAGAACUUUUUUUAACCUAUUUAACGUUUGGCUUGUGGGCUGGUGUGUCUGCCAUGGAUGGCCUGGCAUUGCAGAGGCCUCUGCAGCAGCACGAGCAGAGCGAGUGCAGCCAGAACUGUUGUCAUCACUUGGUCACUGAUGAUGAAAACUGAAUGUACUACUGUAGUAACCCAUGUGUUUCCAGCUUGAAGUAGAGUCUCUUGACCUUACUAAUAAUUCAUUCAGCAAGCUUUUUAAGGUAUAAGUUCUGCAGGAUCCUGGAUUGUAGCUGAGAGUGUGUGGACAGCAGAAAUUGUCUGGUAGACGCAGUGGAAGGAGGCAAAGGGAGCACGUGAGAAUCUUUAUUUUGCCCUUUUUCCUCGCCUCCUUUUGAGGGCAACUCCUUUGGUUUGGGGUUUUGUUUGUUUGCUUUUUCCCUCUCUUGUUACUUUCUCUAAUUUCUUUUAUUACAGACUUCAGUGCAUUUUUUUUUUUUCUUGGUGUGUUUUCCUGAGGCAGCCCCAGGGUAGGAUGGACAGGUGGCUGCACAGCACCUGGUGUUACCUGCACAGGUAAAGAGCCUGGAAUUCCAGCUGCAGAUGUGGAAUUCCAGCUGCAGAUGUGCAAUUCCAGCUGCAGAUGUGGAAUUCCAGCUGCAGAUGUGGCAUUCUGCUUUGCAGGUGGGAACUCUGGGCACUCCCUGUCAUCUCUGGAUGGCUGGGCAGCAAACCAGAGCUGUGGCUGGGUUUUCUCUGUGCUGACUCUGGAAUAGGCUGUUGGCUGCUGUAUUGCCAGAAAUCAGGGUUCAGACUCCUGGGAACUCGUUGUUUACAGCUGAUGUCAUAGCAACUGACUCCUUUUUAACUGUUUAAAGUGGAACUAAAGAUGCAGAGUUCAAGAAAUCCCCUCGUGUUCGGAGAAGCUGCUGGAGUGGUGGCUCCUUGCCAGCUGUGUGCUGACUGAAUUUGCAACACUAUUGUGCAGUAAGUGGUUAAGUUUCAGGGUGAUUAAUGACUGAAAUAGGAACAUUGAGCACAUUAAUCUGCCAAAAUCAGCAUACCAGGGUUCAAAGUUCUGUAUAAAGCGUUAGGGAAAAGUAGCUUCCAGCAGUAAGAAUCACACCUUUAUUUUUUCCUCCUUUUUUUUUUCCUCCUUUUUUUUAGUGAAUAGCAAGUGUACAAAUUUAAAGUUGUAAGUUGUGAACACUGGAAAACUCAAUUGUGAUAUAUUCCAUAACCAUCUUAGUAAUAUAUGCUCGUGUUGCCAUAGAAUGAAUGUAAGUGGCAGUUAAAAUUACUGUGAAAUUUUUCAUCUUCUGAUUCCUUAGCCAGAUAACCCUUGGCAACUUGGGCCUCAGUAGGAAUUCUCUAUCAACUGCUUGGAGAACACUCAUAUCUAUUUUUAUAAAUAUAUAUAUAAAGCCAGAGUUGUCAUUUCUCUAACUUAUUAUUCAGCUUGGCAAUUGCUUUGAGUUGAUUCAUAACACAAUAUAAUGUAUUUAUGCAGUUAACUGUUCAUUUCUAUGUAUGGUAUAAAAGAGAGAGUCAGAAAAUCAUAGAAUGGGCUGAGUUGGAAGGGACCCAUCAGGAUCAUGGAGCCCAACUCCUGCACAGACACCCCAAAAAUCCCACCCUGUGCCUGAGAGCAUUGUCUAAAUGCUCCUUGAAAUCAGCCAGGCUUGGAGCUCCUCCCUUCCCUGGGGAGCCUGGUCAGUGCCCACCCCCCUCUGGGGAAGGAUUUUCCUGAUUUCCUGAUUUUUUCCUGAUUUCCCACCUCAACCUCCCCCCAACUCAGCUUCCUGCCAUUUCCUCAGUUCCUGAAGUAUGUAUACAUAUAUAUUUAUAUAUAUAGAUAUAUAUAGAUAUAUAUAUAUAUAUAAACCCCAAAAUCACUAUUCACUUUGAAACUACUUGUACUGGGUUUGGGAGGUUUUUUUUUAAAUUUAGUAAAAAAAAAAAAAAUCGUUGAUCACAUCCACAGUUUAGGGAUUCUUACAGACCCUUCUCCGUUUGUUUUGAUAAUGCUACUCUUGGUGGAAUGAUAAGGAAAUUGAAAUAUUUAGUGUCAAAAGUCCUGAAAUGCAAUGAAUACAAAGAAAAGACUCUAAACAAUUCCUGCAGCCAAACUGGAACAAAACAAGCCUGUGGGAUGGUUCAUGGGUGUUUGGGGGAGGUGUGUUCUGGGAUGUGAGGAAGCUUUGGGGUGCUGCCAGCUGUUGGCUCUUUGGAGGAGGAAUUGAGAGGGAAGGUGGUGCAGAUGUUGCUCAGAAUUCCCUGAUCCAGUGUCAGUGACUUGCUCCUGCUGAGAGGACUGGAUGGUGAGGUGGAACUUUGAUCAGAUGUGGGAAAAGCCAGCCAGGUGUGGCUCCAUGCUGCCUGUGGGGCUGCCCUGGGCUCCCGGGGCUGUUCCAGUGCAGUGCACUCACUCAGGCUGGAACUGUUGGCUUUUCCAGCAUAACCAAACCUCUCUCAGCUUAGGGCACUUGCAAUGAUUUAUUUCACACCUGAGUGCAAGGAUUUCAUGUGAGCAUUUCCCUUCCACCAUUUCCAGCUGUGGUUUGGGAGGUGGUUUUUUUUGUUAUUUGUUUUAUUUUUUUCUUUCUAUUCUUUUCUGUGCAGGGGGGAAAUUCCCAGUUGGAUACAGAGGCUGUGAAACUCUAGUGGGGUGAGAGUUCUCCUCAGCACUGGGACCUGGCAGGGAUGGGCUUUGCCUUUCCUUUUCCUCCCUGUGCUGGGCUGUGUCUGUCCCCACCAGUUGGGCAGACUGGGGGAACUGGGACAGACUGGUUUGUGUCCAGACCCACUGCUGGGGCAGCUCCUGGUUUUUGGAGCUGGAUUUGUGUCCCUGCCACCACAGCUCCCCCUGCUCCCCUCUGGCUUUUCCCUCUGGGGAUCCACAUUCUCCUGCUCUGCUGAUGUGGGUGGGAUGCCAGGAGGUGCAAAUUCCCAGUUUUAGCAACUGUUAUUUGUUUUCCCAUUAGGGACAGAAAUGCCCUUCCCAGCUUGGUUCUUUUCCAAAUUGCUGUGUGUGGAAAAGACUGGGGCACUCUCUCGUGCUUCCGCUGGGAAGUGAAAAGAAGAAAUUCUUUGCAUGUGAUAGUAAAAUUAAAAGUGCAAAAAGUUUUUGUUUCUUUUGAUUUCUAACAUUAAGUUAGUUUUAUAGUAUCUUACAUUCCUGCUCUUGUUGUUUUGUUUGUUUUUUUUUUUUUAUUUUUAAUUAGCCUGGCACAGUAUGAUGGUGCAGUUUUAGCUGUAGGAAAAAAAAAAAGAAAUAAAGUAACCCACUAUUAACCAGAAGAGAAAGAUGAUACUGUGGCAGAUCAGUAGCAAAUAAGUGACUUAAUCAAUGCUUUACUGUAGUUAAAUAGCUAUGGCCUUACUACUUUGUCAAUAUCAGCUUAAUUGUCUUGAAACUGUCUGCGAUUUUUACUGUUCCCAGGUGAAUUGACCUGGGCUGAGAUAUCUGGUAUGUACAGAUGAUAUUUUAAAUUUGUAAAAUGCACCAUUGUAUUACAGACGAUGCAACAGAAAUGCACUUCGGGGGGAAAUGGCUUCUGAUGAGUUUUUUUGUAAAUCCUUGAUUACUACAGAUAUGCAAUAGAGUUUUUGUUUCUAAUUUUGAUAUUUCCUUCUGAAACGUUAAGAUUGUUGCCAUUAAUCUGAAUGAUUUAUCAUGCUCUUCUUUGCGUGUAUAUAUUCCAUAUAGUCUGAGCUUCCUUUAGGAUGGUACAUAAUUUUGGGUUGCUGUAGUAUUUUAGUUUGGCUCUUCUCUUCAGUGCCUUUAGCUCAGGCACUUCAAGAGGUUCAUUGAGUCUGUUUUUAAUGUACAGUUGGGAGGACUUGAAAUGGAGUUAAAGCAACUUAUUUCUGAAAAAAAAAAAUCCAUCUGCAAACUAACCUGUAACAACUUUAAAAUUUUAUAUUUAAGAACCAGAUGUUUAUUUUUAUGGAACUUCAGUUAUGGAUACAGUUUCCAAAAAAAAAAAAAAGCAACUUCAAAUGUAAACAGACUGUGCAUAAAUGGGUUUUGUUCUAAUUUUUAUAGAAUACAAAAUAUUCAGAUAAUAUAUUGAGCUCGAGUUACUACAGACAUCUUGUUCCUCCCGGAUGAAUCCAGCUUCCCCUUGGCAUUGAUGAUCUCUCUUCAAAGUGGUAGGAAAGGAGAAAAAAGCAACUUAUCUGGCUUUUAGACUGUCUGUUCUGGUUUAUUCCUGUUGUCAAAAUGUCCAAAACAAAAUUUGUGUAAAGUAGGUUCAUGCUUUAAGUGUUCAAAUGAUAAUACAUGUAUUUGUAUUUGUUUUUGACAUUGCCAAGGUGCUAUGGGAAAUUGAAAUAACAGUUAGAAAAAUAAAGCUGAUUUAAAAGAGAAAAAAAAAAACCCACAAAAAAAAAAAAAAAAAAAAAAAAAAAGAAAACAAA
Oenanthe melanoleuca is the source of this 7401-nucleotide messenger RNA. It is a transcript of the gene LARP4, whose product is annotated as La ribonucleoprotein 4. The transcript is spliced from 17 exons. Gene Ontology annotation, cellular component: cytosol; cytoplasmic stress granule. Gene Ontology annotation, molecular function: mRNA 3'-UTR binding. NCBI's taxonomy places the organism in Eukaryota, Metazoa, Chordata, Aves, Passeriformes, Muscicapidae. Gene Ontology annotation, biological process: positive regulation of translation. The record is from RefSeq and is a predicted model, not a curated record. The coding region runs from base 215 to 2617 and encodes 800 amino acids.